This is a messenger RNA of Nannospalax galili (Upper Galilee mountains blind mole rat), 6408 nucleotides long. RefSeq names its product WD repeat domain 26 (gene Wdr26). Gene Ontology annotation, biological process: proteasome-mediated ubiquitin-dependent protein catabolic process. Lineage: Eukaryota; Metazoa; Chordata; Mammalia; Rodentia; Spalacidae. The transcript is spliced from 14 exons. Gene Ontology annotation, cellular component: GID complex. The record is from RefSeq and is a predicted model, not a curated record. The coding region runs from base 355 to 1851 and encodes 498 amino acids. Gene Ontology annotation, molecular function: protein binding.
GGUGGCGGGGGCCAGGGCCAGACCCCGGAGCUCGCCUGCCUGUCGGCGCAGAACGGGGAGUCGUCGCCGUCGGCAGCGUCCGCGGGCGACCUGGCCCAUGCCAACGGGCUGCUGCCUGCCGCCCCCUCCGCCGCUGGCAACAAUAGCAACAGCCUGAGUGUCAAUAACGGGGUUCCCGGCGGGGCCGCCGCGGCCUCCGCCACCGUCGCCGCAGCUGCCGCCGCCCUGGCCACCCCCGAACUGGGCAGCAGCCUCAAGAAGAAGAAGCGGCUCUCUCAGUCCGAUGAGGAUGUCAUUAGGCUCAUAGGACAGCACCUCAAUGGCCUAGGACUCAACCAGACUGUUGAUCUCCUCAUGCAAGAGUCAGGAUGUCGUUUAGAACAUCCCUCUGCUACCAAAUUCCGAAAUCAUGUCAUGGAAGGAGACUGGGAUAAGGCAGAAAAUGACCUGAAUGAACUAAAGCCUUUAGUGCAUUCUCCUCAUGCUAUUGUGAGGAUGAAGUUUUUGCUGCUGCAGCAGAAGUACCUGGAAUACCUGGAGGAUGGAAAGGUCCUGGAGGCACUUCAAGUUCUACGCUGCGAAUUGACGCCCCUGAAAUACAAUACAGAGCGUAUUCAUGUUCUCAGUGGGUAUCUGAUGUGUAGCCAUGCUGAAGACCUACGAGCAAAGGCUGAAUGGGAAGGGAAAGGAACAGCUUCCCGGUCCAAACUACUGGACAAGCUUCAGACAUAUUUACCACCAUCAGUGAUGCUUCCCCCACGGCGUUUACAGACUCUCCUGCGGCAAGCGGUGGAACUACAAAGGGAUCGGUGCCUAUACCACAAUACCAAACUUGACAAUAAUCUAGAUUCUGUGUCUCUACUUAUAGAUCAUGUUUGUAGUAGGAGGCAGUUCCCCUGUUAUACUCAGCAGAUACUUACAGAGCAUUGUAAUGAAGUGUGGUUCUGUAAAUUCUCUAAUGAUGGCACUAAACUAGCAACAGGAUCAAAAGAUACGACAGUUAUCAUAUGGCAAGUUGACCCGGACACACAUCUGCUAAAACUGCUUAAAACAUUAGAAGGACAUGCAUAUGGUGUUUCUUAUAUUGCAUGGAGUCCAGAUGACAACUAUCUUGUUGCUUGUGGCCCAGAUGACUGCUCUGAGCUUUGGCUUUGGAAUGUACAAACGGGAGAAUUAAGAACAAAAAUGAGUCAGUCUCAUGAAGACAGUUUGACUAGUGUGGCAUGGAAUCCAGAUGGGAAACGCUUUGUGACUGGAGGUCAGCGUGGGCAGUUCUAUCAGUGUGACCUGGAUGGAAAUCUCUUGGACUCCUGGGAGGGGGUGAGAGUGCAGUGCCUAUGGUGCUUGAGUGAUGGGAAGACUGUGCUGGCUUCUGACACACACCAGCGAAUUCGGGGUUACAACUUUGAGGACCUUACAGACAGGAACAUAGUACAAGAAGAUCAUCCUAUUAUGUCUUUUACUAUUUCAAAAAAUGGCCGAUUAGCUUUGUUAAAUGUAGCAACUCAGGGAGUUCAUUUAUGGGACUUGCAAGACAGAGUUUUAGUAAGAAAGUAUCAAGGUGUUACACAAGGGUUUUAUACAAUUCAUUCAUGUUUUGGAGGCCAUAAUGAAGAUUUCAUCGCAAGUGGCAGUGAAGAUCACAAGGUUUACAUCUGGCACAAACGUAGCGAACUGCCAAUUGCGGAGCUGACAGGGCACACACGCACAGUGAAUUGUGUGAGCUGGAACCCACAGAUUCCAUCCAUGAUGGCCAGUGCCUCAGAUGAUGGCACUGUUAGAAUAUGGGGACCAGCACCUUUUAUAGACCACCAGAAUAUUGAAGAGGAAUGCAGUAGCAUGGAUAGUUGAUGGCGAAUUUGGAGCAGACGACUUCUGUUUAACUUAAAAUUAGUCGUAUUUUAAUGGCUUGGGAUUUGGUGCAAACAAACAUGAUUGAUAGCUGGACAGACAUGCUCGUCAUGAAAAAAGAACCAUUUCUGAAGCCCGAUUGGGGCCAAACAUUUACACCUUGCUUCAUAGUAACCAGUCGAUGAAGCACAUCGUUAGAACGUUGUUGGACACCAUGUUGAAUUAUCCCCCCAUCGGUUGUGAAGAACUGUGCUACAUUCAGGCUUACCCAUUGAACUCAGUAUAUAUAUUUUUUUCCCUCCUGCCUUUUUGUCUGGCAGGAUACCAUUCUUGUUGCUCUUCUGUGUAAUGAAGUUUAAAUGCUUGUUUGGAAAACUUUAUUUAACAGUUUAGAAGGCUUGAUAGAAAGAGUGCGUUAGUCUGAAGAGUAUACAUUGGACAGGAAAGAACUUCCUUCUUUUGUUUCUCCAAAUCUUUCCGCCUUAUUUAGCUUGAGAUCUUUGCAGCUUGGUUCAUGGAUUCUAGCCUUGCCCGUUGCGCAGUAUAUACUGAUCAGAUGAUAAACCAGUGAACUAUGUCAGAAGCACUCUCAAUACUACAUUUGACAAAAAGUUUUGUACUUUUCACAUAGCUUGUUGCCCCGUAAAAGGGUUAACAGCACAAUUUUUUAAAAAUAAAUUAAGAAGUAUUUAUAGGAUCAAAGUGACUUCAUUUGUAUACAUUUGGAAUCUAAACCAGCUUAAAAACAGUUUCCUCUAUGACUUAGAUAUGCAGUGUAACUGCUCCUCUGGAAAACCACAUGAAAUAUGGUCAGAAACAGUUCUUGGAAGGACAUUACACAGGAAAUUCAGAGAAAUACUUUGAAGGUUCCCCCGUUUUGUUUUACUACUGAAGGAACAUCAGUACCUGAUGUUGAAGAAAUUCAAGAUUCAAAAGGAGAAUUUUAAAUAAGCCAACACGAAAGAGAGAGAUCAGUCUAGGUUUUCAACAAAGCUUGCUCCAAGUUAUUCUUGACUAGGGAAGUCAUUUUGGUGUGUUCUAGCAAGAGAGUAGAAAUCAGGAGAUAGAACCACUUCGGGAAUUUAUAGUGUAGUUGAGACUUGGAACUCAGCAGGUAACAAACUGGGAUUCAGCCUCAUUGUCCUUUCUCCUAAUUACCUGACAUAGGGACACACAAUUUAGAGGAGAGCCCUUCUCAGCUUUCAGAUGUUGCCAUACCAAACCUCAUUCAAACUGGUGCUGCGGAUUGUCUUUCCCUCUCCCUCCCCUUUUAGUUAAGAUUCCUUCAUGGAAAAAGACCUAAUUUUGAGAAUCCUACAUUUAACAUAAGCCUGAUGUUCAUGGUCUGUUUAAACUCCCUAACAGCUGAGUAUAACAGUCUCCCUUGAAAUUCCCUGUUCUUUAGUAUAGGAUAAAUAGGGUGACCACAGCUGUUGAGAAGUGGGGAUUACCCCCACACACACAAGAUGCUGUUGAUGAAAAUGAUCUUGUACCAAGAUGCUCUUGAGGCCUAGCCAAGUUUGUAAUAGUCUCACUGUGGUUAUGCCUCUUCUGUACCCAUGAGGAAGACAGACUUGGACUAGAAUUUUUCCUUUGUGAGAGUUCAUAGAGAGGGAAUGGCAGCAGGGAGAGGGGAAAGUCAGGGAAAGGGAGAAGAAAGAAAAACAUUUGGCCUUAAAACUGCAUUCUUCCAAAAGCCCAUCAUAAGAGAAAAUGACAGAUUGUGGUCAGCAGAUUAUUUUAGCAAAUUGGUAUGUAAAAAUUUCCUUAAGCUUCAUUUUGCAGAGACCACCACUUCAGAGAAUCAAAGAAUUCCUGUUUUGAUACUUAAGUUAAAAUAAUAUGUUACCGUUUAUCUGGUACUUCAUUUUUUCUUGACUAAAAUUUUUACUUUAAGCUUGAAUAAAAAUUUUCAUUGGUAACUGUAUAUAAUUAAGUGGCAACUUCUCUUUACCUCAGUGCAGUUAAACCAUAUUUUGAUUCAUGUAUACCCUGAAGCCAUUAAUACAACCCAGUCUACAGUAACAUCAAAACAAAAAAGUGGGUAUUGCACUCCACAGCUGUUUACAAAUUUGGUUACAUUGUACUACAUGGCACAUAUGUAAUAAUCAUUCGCUCAGAUUUGUGCCCAUUCAGGGGUCAUUUGGCACUCAGAUUCUGCUACUGCACCCAGCUACACUUAGGUCUGAUUUUUCACAGUGCUUCUGAAGUACAGUUAAGAAACCCGUUAAGUUAAAAAGUGGAGUAAAAGUGAGGGACAUCUUGUAAGAACAUAACUCCUGUGAAAAUGGAGUAACAGCUAUGCAAAAGCGUCUGUGGCAGCUUGGUGAGUUUGGCAGCCAGGUCUGUCCUAACCUGCAGCUUCCUCUUUAUACUGGUACUUCACUGUGCCAAUUUGUUUCAGCAUUUGCCAUGUAGAGUGCACUAGAAAAGUGGAAAAGAUAGUAAACCUAGGAUUUUAUGAUGCAAGGAUGGUAGGAUUUUUCUAACCCAUAGCUAUUAACUGAAAAUCUGAUAAUGCGAUAGAGUGUAUAAUAGGUUUAAGAGUGAAAAUUCUAUCAAGCCAGCCACAAGAUACUAACAAAUGUAUAAACUGAAAAGUACCAAUACUUUUUGCACAUAGAUCAAAAUAGUGGAGAAUUUUGGCUCCAACCAUCAGGUUAGUAGGCUCAAUUCCAUGUGCUUAAAAAUGUUUUUGUUGUUAAUGCAUUGAUUAAGGGCUAGAGCGAGAAUGAAAUUAAAUGUCUUUUCCCUCUAAGUAAUUGCUUAUUAAUGGUAAAGUGUUGGAUUUGGGGAUCACUGAGGAUGGUGUGUGGGUGGUGGUAGAAGAAUUAGAGUGGGAGUUAGUUGGGAGGAAUGACAAAGGCUUCAGAUUUGGUUUUAUAUUUUAUUAGUAUUCAUGCGCCAGCAUUAUUUCUGUUCUUGGCUGGCCAGAUAAAUAUGUUGUAGCCAUCCAGGUAAGUAGUGGAAACAGGAAAAUUUGCAAAUGUUCCCACAAAUUAACCCGUUUCAUUGGGUGGGAGAACAAAGGAAGUGAUUUCCCAAACUAUAAGUAAUUAAAGUAACUUGCUAGUUGAACAAAAACCAAUUUUGUCAAUAUUUUCCUAGUCUAAAUAAAAUACAAGUAGUAAGACAGUGAGGUUUAUUAUUAGGAGUGUUCUGCCUGAAGAGUGGCAUUCAAUGACAUUAAUAGAAAAUCCUUCUUUCCCACCCCUCCCCAUCUUGAAAUUUUCUUUUUUAGGAUGUUGGUUCCUGCAAACAAGAACUGACCCCUGCCUCCCAGUGGGUAAAUAGAUCGCACAUCUCUUGAAAGGGAACAUACCCAUGUCAGUUACUUUACAACAGAAGAAUGGGGAGGAAAGAAGAUAUUUGUCUUAAUAUCCUUUUUAUCCCAUCUAAAAAGUGAAUAUUUCUAUGGAGUAGUUUUUACAUUAAUUUCUCAUUUAGACUUCAGCAACUCUCCCUUUGUGUUGCUGGCCAAAUCAAACCUGAUUUAACAACUACUAACUUAAAAAGAGGUGAAUUUGCAUUUACACUUAGACACUUUGUAAAAACAGGGUGAACUUAUUUGAAACUUUCCAGUGUUAAGCUAUUGUUAUAGUAGCUGCCCUAUAGUUGCAAAAAUAAAACUAAAAAAAAACGUCCCUUAUCUACUAAUCCAGAUAGCCUGGAUUUAAUGAAGCUAAUAGUUUAAAAGUGUGUGUAUGUGUGGGAGAGAAUACUUAAUUCAUAAUGUCUUGGGACACAGCUGUUCUAGGCUCUUGUCAUUUUUACUGAGAGUUUCAAACGUGCACAUGUGAAGUGCCCUCCCUGAGUUUAAGGCUUGGUUAAUAUUUGUCUAUUUUUAUAAGAAUCAGAUUGUGUCCCAUCUUUAACUGAGGCAUCUUGAUUGUCAGGAUCAGUGUACUAGAACUGAAUCAUAACAUUUAAGCACUGAUGGAAAAAAAGUUACUGGCUCCUUGAAAUUGUGUGUGUGUGCGUGCGUGCGUGCGUGCGUGUGUGUGUGUGUGUGUGUGGUGAAGGUAGUAGGGUACACGUGCUUACAAACCAAGCUGUAGAGAUCAAGGAAGUGCUUCAGUGUUGAUCUCAAGGUUUCUAAGUUGUGGAGAGACAUGGCAUUGUGGUGGAACUUAGUUAACACUUAGAGCUUUUGGUAUGUAAUAACUAUUUGAUAUGGACUGAUUAAAUGUUUCCAGAGGAUUGUGUUCUUAAACCUUGGGUUUGUUUGUUUAACUGCCUCUCAGAUUAUAUUUAGUAGCUUAAAUUUCUUUGCUUUAUUAUUUCAUAAAUAUAAAAAUUUCAGGUCUCAUAUUUAUUUUCACUUGUUCUACUAAUUAUUUACAAGACACCUUUUUGUUGACUUUUAUUUUAUAAACGUGUGGUAUAUUAAAUGUCUUUAAAUUUUUGUUUGAUUGAAAUUACGUUAACUUUGAUUUGCUUUACUGGGAUUUUUUAAAAAUUUUAUUUUAAAUACACCUUUCCCAUGUCAGUGCAUAGCACUUACUCAGUCCUUUGUAUUCCCUUUCUCUCAAUCCAAUAAACAGAAUGAAUAAUUAA